CUACACACCAACCAACACCAUGCCUAACGGAUGCUGCUGCUACUCCACUAAGUCCUGCAAGUCUCCGUGCUGCAAGACUCAGAGCUGCUGCUCCUCUCAGUGCUGCUGCCCCUCACAGUGCUGCUGCCCAUCUCAGUGCUGCUGCCCAUCUCAGAGCUGCUGCUGCAUGCCCUGCUGCAUGCCCAUGACCUGCUGCUACACCAUGAGCAACAACAGCAGCAGUGGCUGCUGCGGCUGUGGCAACUAAAACCCUGGGCAAGGGGCAGGGUUGCGCUCAGCUCCCCUGCUGCUGCGCUUCUGCUGCUUCCAACAUAGCUCCUUGGUGCUGGAUAUGGAUAUGGAUACGGCCCUAAGCACUCUCUUUGCUUAGAGACUACAGAUCUCUCCUCUUCUUUGCUCGCCUUUCAUCACCAAAUGCCUGUAAUGUGCUUUGAAGUUUCUACCCACUGAUCAGUGUGAUUUUCCUUUGUAAGCUCUAAUCCUGCUGUUAACUUUGCCUCUUGGUGUAUGGGAUGUUAAAUGCUUUUCAUCACUGUUU
This is a messenger RNA of Coturnix japonica (Japanese quail), 538 nucleotides long. The record is from RefSeq and is a predicted model, not a curated record. NCBI's taxonomy places the organism in Eukaryota, Metazoa, Chordata, Aves, Galliformes, Phasianidae.